AUGAAGUUCCCUUCCAUAAUCAUAGGUGCUGCACUACUCGCCACCUCUAUCAUUGCCUCUCCUCUCACUUCUCGGCGGCAGGCGGGCGGUGCAACACAGCGAUCUUCCCGAGCCACGCGCCACACGAACCGACCUUAUAAUCCAAAUACCUCAGAAGUGUUCUAUCUGAAUCAGACUUCCCAGGCGAGUUACAGUUCAAACUGGGCCGGGGCUGUGCUUAUUGGUACCGGGUACACUUCGGUAUCCGGAGAGAUCACAGUUCCCAUCCCUCAACUCCCAAGGGGUGCUAAUUCCUACACAAAUUACUGCGCCUCUGCAUGGGUUGGCAUCGACGGCGAUACUUGCAAUACAGCUAUUUUACAAACAGGAAUCGAUUUCUGUAUUCAAGGAGACACUACGUCGUACAGCGCAUGGUACAAAUGGUAUCCAGACUACGCGCAUGACUUUAGCAACAUCCAAAUUUCGGCUGGAGAUGUUAUCAAAGCUAGAGUCGAUGCAACUUCGAGGAGUUCCGGCUCCGUUACUCUUGAAAAUUUAUCCACGGGUGUAUCUGUGACGCAUAUAUUCCCUCAUGGCCUUGGGGGUAGUCUCUGCGAGUUCAAUGCUGAAUGGAUUGUGGAGGACUUUUCCGUGAACAACGCAAUGACACCUUUCUCCAACUUUGGCACUGUAGUAUUCUCUAAUGCAGUUGCGUCGCGCGGUAGAAAUACUUAUGGGCCAUCAAAUGCUACUAUCAUGGACAUCUAUCAGGAUCGGAUUCUCACAUCUUCUUCUAUCGCCGGAAACACUGUCACUAUCAGUUACAUCUAG
Molecule: messenger RNA, 810 nt
Organism: Penicillium robsamsonii
Lineage: Eukaryota; Fungi; Ascomycota; Eurotiomycetes; Eurotiales; Aspergillaceae
Product: A4/G1 family peptidase
Exons: 1
Coding region: 1-810 (269 amino acids)
Biological process (GO): proteolysis
Molecular function (GO): glutamic-type endopeptidase activity
Source: RefSeq, a predicted model, not a curated record